AUGAGAUGGGCAGUGACUCUACAGAGGGCAUGGAAGUCUCCUCAGCGUGAGGAGAAGGAGCUGGCCUUUGGGCAGAGAGGAAAUGUCGGGCCCGCGAAGGACACAGCCCUGGAGGGCUUCUCUUCAUGGGAAGAGGGAGCCUUCCUCUUAACAUGCUGGAAUACACCCACCACUGCCGAGCUCACUAUUGAGCUAGUGCCCCCCAAGGUGGCUGAAGGCGGAAACUCGGUUCUAUUUGUGCAUCAAAUGCCAUUCAACGUCCAGGCAUUUUACUGGUACAAACAGAAAGACCCAACCAAGAGCUAUGAAGUUGCCAGGUACUUAACACCCGAUAACACAACCUCAAAGAUGCCUCAACACAACGGUAGGAGAACGGUAUUCUACAGCGGCUCCCUGCUGAUCAGAAACGUCACCCAGGCCGACAGUGGAGUCUACACCUUACUAACAUUCAACACAGAAAUGGAAACGGAACUAACACACGUGCAUCUGGAAGUACACGAGCCUGUGGCACAGCCCACCCUCCAAGCAGACAGCACCACAGUAACAGAUGGCGGCUCUGUGACCCUCACCUGCCUCCCGGAAGCCCCCGGACUCUCCAUCCGCUGGCUCUUCAAUCACCAGAGCCUGUAUUUCAAUGGCAGGAUGACACUGUCCCAGAAAAACAGCCGGCUCCGCAUAGAUCCCGUCAGGAGGGAGAAUGCCGGGGAGUACCAGUGUGAGGUGUCCAAUGGGUACAGUUCUAAGACGAGUCCCCCAAUCCAAAUAUCUGUGACCAGUGAGUGACCUCUCCUCUCUCCAGGCACCACAGUGGGGGGACUUCUUUGUCAAUGAUAUGGAAAAUGGAGAAAUAUUCUAGGGGGAAAGCCACAAACUCACUGAGAUCCUCCUGCCGCUGCCUCCCCAGUGCUGAGA
This is a messenger RNA of Cricetulus griseus (Chinese hamster), 912 nucleotides long. The record is from RefSeq and is a predicted model, not a curated record. Lineage: Eukaryota; Metazoa; Chordata; Mammalia; Rodentia; Cricetidae.